Molecule: messenger RNA, 5170 nt
Organism: Saccostrea cuccullata (small rock oyster)
Lineage: Eukaryota; Metazoa; Mollusca; Bivalvia; Ostreida; Ostreidae
Product: protein-cysteine N-palmitoyltransferase HHAT-like
Exons: 21
Coding region: 160-2988 (942 amino acids)
Biological process (GO): glycolipid biosynthetic process
Cellular component (GO): lipid droplet; plasma membrane; mitochondrion
Source: RefSeq, a predicted model, not a curated record
UUUUUUCCAUGGUUUAAGCGGCUCAAAACUUGAACUGGUGACUCAACCUCCUGAACAAAUACCGGUACUGGAAUUUGGUCUUAAAUUGCGUCUUUAAACACAUUUGUUGAAGAAAGUGGAAAUAACUGUUAGGUGCAUAAUAGAUAACUAUUGCUGAAAAUGGCGACGGAGCGAUAUGACAUCGUAGUUUUUGGAGCCAGUGGGUUCACUGGUCAGUUCGUUGUGGAGGAGGUAGCAAAGGUAGCCCCUGGGCAGAACCUGACGUGGGCGGUGUCCGGGCGAUCCAUGGAGAAGAUACAAAAGGUCCUCGACAAGGCCUCCAAAAGGACAGGAGUUGAGUUAGAGUCUACCCCUAUCAUAAUAGCUGACACAUCAAAUGAGGAAUCUCUUCUACAGAUGGCUAAGCAGGCCAGACUGGUCCUGAACUGUGUUGGCCCAUAUCGUUUUUAUGGAGAACAAGUGGUUAAAGCCUGUGUGGAGGGUGGAGCACAUCACCUGGACAUAAGUGGUGAACCUGCAUACAUAGAAAAGAUGCAGUUGAAGUAUAAUGGAGAAGCACAGAAGAGUGGUGUUUUUGUCAUCAGUGCUUGUGGUUUUGAUAGCAUCCCUGCUGUUAUUAUAAUCAUAGAUGGUUUUGUUUUUUGGCAUUCAGAAGAGUGGUGUGUUUGUUUGCCUGAAAGGAAAAAAUUUGAAGGUCAAAUCAAUGCCGUAGAGAGUUACCUAGAGAUACAUUCUGGUCCUCAUGGGAUGGCAGUGAACAAUGGAACCCUGGAGUCGGCCAUUUAUGGAUUUCUUCAUGAAGGAGAACUGAAGUCAAUCAGAAAGUCCUUGUUUCCAGAACCACUUCCUCCUGCCAAAUAUAAACUCCCUAAACGAGGGAUGUUAUUCACGAAUGACAUUAACAAGAAAUGGACCGCCCCCUUCCUAGGGAGUGACAAGUCUGUAGUUUAUAGAUCACAACGGUUUAACUUUGCUGAGAGGAAAGAAAAACCUAUUCAAUACCAGCCCUAUAUCUGCUACAACAGUCUGUUUACCGUGUUUGGAUUGUUAUGGUUUGGACUCUUGUUUUUUGUCAUGAGUAAAUUUAGUUUUACCAGGAAACUCUUCCUACGAUAUUCUUCAUUUUUUACUGGUGGAUUAUUUAAACCUGAAGGACCUUCCUUGAAGCAGAUUGAGACCUGUAGUUUCUCCAUGACAUUCGUCUCCAAAGGCUGGAAGAACAAGACAGACGAAGAUCCACAGUCGCCGCCCGACACGGUGAAAAUCACCAAGGUUACAGGUCCAGAGGUUGGGUAUGUGACAACUCCUAUCUGUAUGGUACAAGCUGCUGUCGUAGUGUUGAAGGAGACAGAUAAACUCCCAGGAAAUGUAAUGUCCAGGAGAUCUCGGAUCCACCCCUUGCCCUGGCGCGAGGUCCAGUUCUACCGUGGGGUACACAUAAGUGUUGUUGUAUAUAUCACCUGGCUGGUCUACAGAGCAUCUAGAGAAUACGAUGGAGCUCUGAAUAUUUACGCCUUUGAGCCAGGGUGGAAGUGGAUUGGAGCUGACAAAGAUGUGUCUAACUAUGAGUGGCAUUACUUUUACAACUGGUUCUGGGUGGUCUUGCCUUUUUAUGUCGGUCAUGUGGCAUUAUCAAAAAUCAUAGAAUGGAACUUUAUAGAGAUGAGAAGAUGGGUGGAUCUAACCUACUCGUGUGGUGUUCUCCUGUAUCUGAUGGGAUGGAGGACCAUUGUUUUGUUUACAUGUCAUUGUUUGUUCAUGUUUUUCAUCUCCUUCUCCCAAUCAUUCUCAGUUGUAUGGAUUACCUCCCUUGCCCUCCUCAUGACACUUAAUGUGGACUACACUUACUCCCUUAUGCGUGACUGGUGUUGUCAGGAGAGGGAUGGGGAGUUUUAUCUGAUGGUGUACACUCUGGCUCUCACUCACCUCCGCUACACCAGCUUCUGUCUGGAAAAAUGUCUCCAUGACAACAAAGGUCAGGCAGAAUCCAGUAAAGGUCAAGAUCAUUCAAAUUCUUACAGCAGUGGAUCACAGAAUGAAGGACCCAACCCCUCUGUCGACAUCGGGACCCCAAGAGUCUGUGGGGAGGGGUUUAUAGAUAUGAUGUUUUAUGUGUUCUACCUGCCACUCUUUUUCACGGGACCACUGUUGACUUUCAACUCUUUUAAAAAACAGGUGAACAAUUUCUACAAGUCAGAUUCCAGCAGUCUGCCUUAUUUAUUUCUGAACGUAUUGAGAUUCCUUUUCUGGGGAGCAGUAAAUGAAUUCCUCCUUCACUUUCUGUAUUUCAAUGCCAUUCAGCAGAACAAUGCCCUGAUGAACCGCUUGGACCUCUGGACCCUGGCUGGAGUCGGCUACUGGAACGGCCAGUUCUUCAUGAAUAAGUACACAGUUCUGUACGGAGUGCCGGCCAGUGUGGCUCGCCUGGAAAAGCUGGAUCCUCCCCCCGGUCCUAGAUGUGUGGCCUACAUCUACACCUACUCUGAAAUGUGGAAAUACUUUGACAGAGGAAUGUACAGUUUUAUAAAAAGAUACAUUUUCUUCCCUCUGGGUGGAUCUGAGAGUGGUGUAGUGCGUAAGACAUUGGCUUCUGUGGCCUGUUUUGUAUUUGUUUAUGUGUGGCAUGGCUCCGAGUAUUAUGUGUUUUUGUGGACGCUUUUUAAUUUCCUUGGUGUGAUUGUGGAGAGAAUUGCCCAGGGAGUUCUGGAAAUUCCAUCUGUGAUAAAUGUUCAGAGAAGGUAUCUAACAAAGGAGUGGAUCCGGCGAUUGUACGGAUUCCUGAGCGUUCCGCUGUUUCUGAUGUCAGCCAUCACUGCCUUCUGUUUCUUUGGUGGAAGCUCAGUGGGUCACAUAUUCUACAGCAGGUAUAUUUCAUCAGGGAAUUUCCAGGCCUUAGCAACUGUUUACGCAAUCUUAUAUUGCUGUGUGCAGUCUAGCAUGGAAAUAAAGCGCAACUCACAUGCCAAGGACUGUUCAAAGGAAAGCUGAAAUUAGGUACUUUUUCCUUGGAAGCUGUGUGGAGCUGAAAUUUGUCUCAUAAAGCAAACAGCAAAGAAAACAUUGGACCAAAAGAAGAAAAAAAAACAUUUUAAAAAGAAAAAAACUAACUUGCGGGAACAAAGAUCAGAUGAAUCUUUGACUAGUGACUAGGGUAAUCUGCCGUCAUUUCCACACCCUCAUCAAAGUCUAUUGUAGACAACGAUGAUAUUGUUUUUAUCAGAAUUCUAUUGACUUUAUCUCUCUUCAGAGACAUAAUUACAAUAUUUAACAAUGGUCGCCUUUAUUAAUGGAAGCUAAUUAUCGGAUCUUGAAACAGAAAUAUAUGUCAGCUUCAUCUAGAUGAAUGAGAAAUCAGUUUCAUUAUGAUCACUGCUUUAUCACAAAAGAUAGGAUGGUUAUUACAAACUCAUCAGUGACAUGGAUUCAGGAAGCACACAGUCUCACAUGACCUGGAAAAUGGACACUAGUCGACAACAGAUUAAUUUACCCUGUUUUUGAAUUUCUUGCCAAAUACUCACAUUAGGUAUCAUCUGAAUUGUAAAGCGUCCAAUUUUCAUACCUAUAUCUAUGAUCCGUAUACAUGUAUAAAGUCUCAGUAAACAUAUAAAAAUAGCUAGUUAUGUCUGUGGUAUUAUAACAAGAUACAGCAUCUGUCCAUAAAAUUGAAAAAUUCCAAGAAGGUUAAAACUUUUGAGAUAUCCAUGAAAAUUGGCCAUCGUGUGGUAUCAUGUACAGUACUCUCUGAAUGUAGUGAUUUUGGUCAUGGGAUACUAAAUAUUUUCUAAUUUGUUCACAGCUUAUUGCUAGAAAGAACAGUAAAAAAUAAUUUUUUUUUUCUUGAUUAAAUGCUGUAAAUCAUCUUUUUUUUUUAAAGAGAAAAUGGUUUUGAAGUACACAAGAAAAUCUUAUAUUCAUUUUCACAUGUUUCUAUUAUUAAAGAUUUUAUUAAAUACAAUAAUGACCUUAUAUAACAGCAACCAAAAUUAUUAUAAGUUUUCUCACAUAUUUACCAAAUAAGAAUGAUACGAAGGUAGGAUAAAAUUCAAUAUGAUCCAUAGAAUAAUGUAGAAUUUAAUGAAAUUUUACUGCUUUCUGUGAAUCACUAUAAGUAACAUUUAUUCAGGUUUAGGUUAGAAAGGAAAACAAACUCUGUAACAAAUAUGGUUAUUUUUUUCAUUUAUUGAAUUAAAAAUAAAAAAAAAUGUAUUAACAACAAACUGAUGGUAAUGUUCAUUUCAUAGGAAUGUCUUUUUAAUCACAUGACUACAACAGCCAAUGAAAAGGUUUUAGAGGGCUGAUAUAAAAACAGUAACAAGAUAUCACAUUUUAUUGGUUAACAAAGAGGUACUAUUGCAGUAAAACAGUACAGGAAAUUUGAAGGAGAAAAAAUACAGAGGGCAAUAAAACAUUGACAUGGUUUAUUGGAAAAAAUAUAUUUCUGACUAGAAACUGAACUUUAUGUUUAUAAGCAAUUUGUAACAUUCACAUUUAUCUACAGUAGACCAGUGUGCAAGAAUUUUUUUUAACUUUGUUAUUUAAGUAAAGUGGAAUGUACAGAGACUUAUGUGUACUAGUAUUUAUUAACGUUCAGUUAAAGGGUGAGAUUGAAAUAUGUUAAGCUUAGCCAUUAAAAUACAGUGGAAUGUAGUCAGAGAAAUUUGGGUUUCUACAUCAUUUUACUUAAUUGAUGAGAUAAAUGUGUGACUUUGUCAUUUAAAAAUAAAUUGAAUAUGUUAAGAAAUAUGUAUGAAAUGUCAUUUAGUACAGUAAAACAAUUACAAAUAUGUGUAACUUGUCAUUUCAUUUCAGAUAUAUGUGUUGAAAGGUCAUUUAAAUACAGAUGAACGAUGAGAAAUUUGUGUGAAUUAUGUUAUUUUGUUAGUAAGAAACAUUGGUAACUUUGUCCUUUUUUGGUGAUUAUAUAGUUAUGUGUUGGGAGAAAAGUACAGAAAAAUGGUGUGAAAUAUGUGUAACUUGUCAAAGUACAGAAGAACAAUGAGAGAUAUGUGUAAUUGUCAUUGAUGGUAAGAAAUAUGCGUAACCAUAAAUGUUUUGGUGAGAAACAUGUGUAACUAUUCAUUCAAGUACAGAAGAAUAAUGAGAAAUAUGUGCAACUAUAUCAAUUAAUUAAUUGGCGAGAAAUAUAUGUAACUUUGUCAUUUAUGUGUAA